UACCCAGGGUCUGUGCACGUAUUCGGUUGACUGGUCUUACACGGCGGUCGACCGAACAACUCCAAAACAAACUCCCUGUGUCCAAAAUUCCUAUUCUUCACCAAAUCCUUCGCCAAAUCUACACAGUGAUUAUUGUGUUUAUGUGAAUUUCUUCAUGCAUGUCCUGUCUAAGUAAUUUUAAUUUGUAGUCAUUUUAAUUUUGUAUCAAUGUGAUUUCCUGUGAUUUCUUUGGGUUAUAAUCUCAUCAAUUAAAGUGCCUUAGUAUUUCCUUGUAUAUUUUGUUACAUAUGCAAUGUGCCUAAUAUCCAUUCUUAUACAAAUGAUAUUGUGUGCUAAUUUGCUCUGUUGAGGAAUUAUAUUCAUCCAUGUUGUUCCUUUCCGUUUUAACUUAUAAAAAUGCUUGCUUCUUCUGUUUCAAGCUGUUCUAACUCUAUGAUGAAAAAUAAUUUAUUUUCUGGAUAGAUGACAUGUGAAAUCUUGUCCAUUAGUUUGUAGUUAUGAAAUUUCUCAUUGCACAUGUGCAAUGCUAUUAGUCUUUUCUAUCAUUUAAAAAUUAGAGCAUAUGGGGACAUCAUAAAUAUAUCUCAUUUCAAAUUCUAUCUACAAGGUAACUGUGGUAAAUAUGUGGCAUAAGAUGUUCUACAAAGAGAAAUUCUUCUGGGAAAAUAAUUAUCAAAGAACAUUAAAUUAUUGAAAUCUAAGAGUUUUCUUCUGAUAUUGACAUUAUACUUGUUGACAUUAUUGUUCUGGUUUAAGUUUUUUACUCUCACCAAAAUAAAAAUCAGUUUAAUUUUGUGCCUUGAUUUUAUGAAUUGUAUGACUUACUCAAAUUCGUUAAGUUUAUUUUCUAGUUUGAAGAUUGAAAUCGAUUGAUAAUAAACAUACUUAGAGUCGUGGACAAAAGGUAAACAGAAACUUCAGUCUUAGUUUUCCCGAUUGCAUUGUUAGAUUUGAGUUAUAUGGAGAUAGCUUGGCUUUUUAUAUGCUCUUCAUUAAAAUAUUGCUUUCAUUGGUAUUCCUUACUUGGUGGUUUGUAAGCAUAUGGUUGAUGAGAUAUAUAUACAAUUUGGAAUCUUGUAUCUACAUCUUGUAAGUGACUCGUAUAUAAAUGAAAGUACAAAUAAAACAGACUCUAAAUGCUCCCGUUACUCACUAAGCUCCAUUUAAGGCAAUGUUAAAUUGUAUGCAUUUCGAAUUUAAUGUAUUAAAAUUUAAUUGGUUAAUUGGCUUAAUAAUGUUCUUGGAUGUAUUUGGUAUCAUAUUUGGCUAUCUGGCUAUUGCCAAAUCAAGGCUCUCUAAGAGUGAAGACUGAUUGAGAACCACACUACGUGGUUCUUCUUUGCAUACAUAAUGGAUAAGAGAUGGAUGACUUGCAUGAAGGUUCCAUUGCUGAAGGAUUUCUAGCAAAUGAAUGUCUAACAUUCUGUUCAAGAUAUCUAAACGAAAAUGUGGAUACACGAUUGAAUCGGACAGCUAGAAAUGCCGAUAGUGUUAGUGCACAAGUUCAAGGACCUUCCCUUUUUCUUAAAAUAGGCCAUUCUUUGGGAAAAACUCAAGUGGUUGGUCUGGAUGAUGAGACUUGGAUUGCACACCGAUAUGUGCUAUUUAAUUGCAGUCACAUUAAGCCCUAUUUGGAGAGAGUAAUUUCCUUUACAUUUUGAAAGUUUUAAAAUUAUAUAUUUUGAAGCCUAAAUUAUGACUUAAUUUUUGUAGUGAACAUAAAGAGUUGAUUGAAAGACAACCUAAAAGGAGAAAAAUAACAGCAUGGGCUAGAGCACAGGGUCAUAGUUUAGAAUUUCAUGUAUGAUUUGAAGGCCGCAUCAGGAGGGAAGAGGUACCUGAAGAUACUAAGUGGCUAUCUCGUGGGCCUGAAUCAGUAAAAAAGUGUAUCGGAUUUGUUAUAAAUGGCUUCAGGUUUCACAUAAAAGAACAUGAUAUUAGAAAACGAACUCAAAAUAGUGGUAUUGUCAUGACUUCACUAACAGGAAGCUUUUCAAGUUCUAGGGAUCAAAACCCGGUGGAUGGAGAAGUUACCUACUACGGAGUCUUGACAGAUAUCCUUGAGCUUAAUUAUUAUGGGCAUUUUAGCAUGACAUUAUUUAAAUGUGAGUGGUUUGAUGAAAUGAGAUGGAUAUAAUCUUCCAAUUGUUGAUUUCACAAAACCAGUAUACAAAAAUGAUCCCUUUGUGUUUGCAUCUCAAGUGCAACAAGUGUUUUAUAUUCAAGAUUCAAUGAAUGAAAAUCUCUACAGUGUUAUCAAGUUAACUCUAAGGGAUUUGUAUUUAAUGGAAGAAGAUGACUCCAGGGACAAUGAGUAAAGUGAUUGAUGGCCAAAAAUUGGUCCCCUAUGAGAAAUUAAGACUCUCGAACAUUGCUGCCAACAACGCAGAAUUAGAAAAAUUGGAAUUGUCCAAGAUCAAGUUAAUGAACAUGAAUAAUAGAUCGUUAAAAAAGAAAACAAUCACGAGCAAUGUUGAUGAUAGUGAUGUGGCUUAUGUCCCAGAAGAAGAUGAGGUUGAUUGUGAUAGUGAUUAUAAUGAGGAAAAUUGUGUUGCAAAUGAAGAUCUUCCUAGCCAAGACUUUUCAUCCCAUAAAAUCAAGCAACUUCCAACUGCAAAAAAAAGGAAGCUUAGUGCACUUAAAACUAUGGAUGAGUAUCUUACAGGAGAAUCAACGCAUCCUAGCCGAGCUCAUUCUCAGCUAACAACCCCUAGCAAAGCUUAUUCUCUGAAAUUAAACCCUAUUCAAGCCUUCCAAUCUCAAGAAGUAGCCGCUAGUCAAGCUUAUUCUGAGCCUUCAAACUCUAGUCGUCAACUCCAGGUAGCCAUUAGUGAAUCUUAUUCUCACUCUUCAAAUUCUAGUCAGCUACUUCAAAAUUGUGUUAGUGAUGAAGAUCUUCCUGGCCAAGAUUUUUCAUCCCACAAAUUCAAGCAAAUUCAAGCUUCGAAAAGAACGAGGAUACUUAAUGCACCCAAAACAAUGAAUGAGGAUCUUAGAGAACAAUCAAUGCAGCCUAGCCAAGCUCAUUCUCAGCCAACAAGCCCUAGUGAAGCUUACUUUCAGCACUCGAACUCUAGUCAAGCCUUAUAUUCUCAAGCAAUAGCCACUAGUCAAGCUUGUUCUCAGCCUUCAAAUUUCAGUCACCCACCUCACUCUCCAUGGCCACAUGCGUCAGCUCCAAAGAUUGUAGAUUGCCAACUUGCUAACUUGAUUCAGCAACAUCAAAUUGCAGGCAAUCGGAGGAGAAGUAGACGAACUCUAGAAGAAAUAUCUGAUUGUAUGACAAAUGAAGGUCAAGCACAAGAUUGUGUUCCAACAAAUGAAACAGAUCGAACACAAGUGGAGUUGGUAGUGCAGCAAACCUCUGCUGAUAAUGGACCGCGAGUUGCUCUAACAAAUGAAGUUGGAAACGCUACUGGUCUUGCUAAGAAGAAGACUAGAGGAAUCACUAAGUGUAUCAAUCUCACUGGAAUAAGUGAAGAAGAGAGGAAACAUAUUACAUUGAACGAACAUGGAGAACCAGUUGGGGAAGAGAAUGCAAAGCAUCAAAGUUCAUACUUGGAAACCUUGGCUUGCAAUGCGCACUUAACUCCUUUCACUUAUUUAGAAUGGACUGAUGUCCCAAUUAAGAAUAAAGUUGAUAUGUGGAAUAUGGUCAAUAAAAAGUUUGUUAUUGAUGAACGUGGCCAAUCUUGGGUGUUCUAUUGGAAGUUUGUGGAGAAACUUCAAAAGUAGAAUGAAGUGAGAACAUUUCAACACCAAGACGACUUUGGCAGCUCGGCUGAGUAAUAAACCUAAAAAAAUACCAAAGGAGCAAUGAGAAACUCUUAUCAGGUUCUGGAGCUCGCCUGAAGGAAAGGCACGUAGUGAAAGGGGUAAGAAGAGUCUGUGACGCUAAAAAAAAUAUGCACCGUAUGGGAUCAAAGAGCUUUGCUCGAGUAAGAGCUGAGAUGAAGAAAAGUAAAGGAUGUGACCCAUCCAAAGUGGAAAUGUCUUUCAAAAUCUUGUACAGGCAAAGAUGGAACAAUGGUGGUUGAUGCCAGAUGUUGACCUUUUAAGAUCCGACCAGUCAGAGGAAAUUCAGAAUAAUGCAUUGAAGAGACUUUGUGAAACCAAGAUCUGGGCGUGUACCACUUCAUGGAAAGGGAGUUAAUCCAACGCAGUUGAGGGGGCAUUCUGAUUUAUGAACACAUUACAGUGGCAAAAUAGCUGAGAUGCAAGCUGAGAUGCGAGUUGAGAUAUGAGCUGAGUUGAGAGAAGGGAUGAUUAAUGGUUGGCAGAUGAUGAUCUUGCAAAUUCAUGAAGGAAAACAAUUGAAAGAUAUUAAUGUCCCUGAUAUUUUUAGUUCUAGUUUAUUUAAAGAUGCUACUGGUGCUCUAGGAAAAUAACACUAGACGGGCCUCCAUUGUUGACAACAGUCGAUAGUCCACAUGAUUUAGAAGAGAUAAUAUUAAUAUAUGUCAGAUAAUAUUAAGAUAUGUUCUCAUUUUGCUACGGGAAGAAGAAGAUUUGGAGGGUGAAAGUUAGGAAGGAGAAGAUUUGAAGACUACAAGUCGCUCAGAUGAUGAUGAUGUCAAUCCUUAAAUAUUGUUGCUGCUUUAUUUUCUUAUCUUUUAGUGGGUCAGAUUAACAUUUUGUUCUACCUUUUGUUUACGCAAAACACUUGGUUUAGAAUUCACUUUGUAGUGGCUACUGCAUUUUAGACUUCGAGUUAUGUGGCUAUAGCUAUGCUCGAAAUGUGUGUAUAACUCGACAGUUAGAUCGGUUAGAAAUUUGAACUAUAUUUGUUGACUUCUGUUUUACUAGGAUAUUCUUUGAUCAAUAAUUUAAAAGGCCGUAGUCAUCUAUGGCAAGUAUAUAUUGA
Asparagus officinalis (garden asparagus) is the source of this 4864-nucleotide messenger RNA. RefSeq lists its product as uncharacterized. NCBI's taxonomy places the organism in Eukaryota, Viridiplantae, Streptophyta, Magnoliopsida, Asparagales, Asparagaceae. The transcript is spliced from 11 exons. The record is from RefSeq and is a predicted model, not a curated record. Bases 2296 to 3735 code for a protein of 479 amino acids.